Messenger RNA from Penicillium expansum, 2862 nucleotides. RefSeq lists its product as uncharacterized. Bases 1 to 2862 code for a protein of 953 amino acids. The transcript has 2 exons. Lineage: Eukaryota; Fungi; Ascomycota; Eurotiomycetes; Eurotiales; Aspergillaceae. The record is from RefSeq and is a predicted model, not a curated record.
AUGUCGAAGAUCUCCAAGGUCAACCAUGCGGCGGGCAUCUUCGCUGACAUCUCCGUCGAUGGCCCCAUUAUCGGUACCUUGGUCGCUAUCAUCGACCGAGCUAAGAAUCUACCCAACCGGAAAACCAUGGGCAAGCAAAAUCCAUAUGCCGCAGCACGACUGGGAAAGGAAGCAAAAAAGACACAAACAGACUUACGAGGAGGCCAAACUCCGCGAUGGGACUCGGAACUGCGAUUUACCGUACAUGAAUCCCCCGAUUACUUCAAGUUAAAGGUCUCCGUAUUCAAUGACGAUAAAAAGACCGACCUGAUCGGCGAGACCUGGGUUGAUUUACAAAGCUUGAUCAUUCCAGGUGGAAGCCAGAAUGAUCACUGGCACCCACUUCAAUAUCGUGGGAAAUAUGCAGGAGAUAUCAGAAUCGAAAUGACGUACUACGACACCAGACAACAAGACGAGGUCCUGAUUGGACGCCGACAAGAAGCCGCUGACCGGGUCCAAGGCAAAGUCCCUAGUCCUCCAACCAAUACAGGCUUAUCUGGUCCCCGACAAUUGAAAGAUGUCAAACGACGACCCUUGCCCAGUGGUCCUGCAGGGGCCCCACCAAGACCAGCUCCUCUGGAACAAAAUCACUCUGCGCCUACACUUCACCACCCGGCCCCGUCGAGACCUGCCAUUCUUGAACAUUCAAACACCCUACCUGGUGCUCCAGACACUGUCUCCUACGCACCGAGACAUUCGGAGCCUGCUUACGAUCCAUCCUCUUAUCGCGCACCUUCUCCUGUCCCGCCCCCCUCCCGGGGUGGGUAUGAUGGUGCUGAUAACUACACUCAGGAAUGGGACGCUCCAGUUGUUGCUCCUCUCCGCAGACAAAUCACGCAUGAACCGGCUUAUGCCUCCAAUGAAGUUAUUGAAACCCCAUAUGACCCGCGUUUACUACAGCAGCAGCAGGAACAAGAACAGCAACAACAACUGUUACAACGGCAACAGGAACAACUGCUGCAAAAACAACAACAGCAACAACGACUGCAGCAGCAACAACUAGAGCAGCAACAACUGGAGCAGCAAAAACUGGAGCAGCAAAAACUAGAGCAGCAAAAAUUGCAACAACAACAACUGCUGGAACAACAACUGCUGGAGCAACAACUGCUGGAGCAACAACAACUGCAACAACAACAACAACAAAUGCAGCAGCAGCAGCAACAGCAACUGCGGAAUCAUCCUGAGUAUGAUCAGCCACCUUCGAGAGACUAUCGCCUCGCCAGGCAAAACCAGUAUGGGGCAGAUCUCCAUGAGGAAGUGCCAUACAAUUCUGCCCGUCAAAGUCUCUACGCUCAAAUAGAGCAACCCCGAUACGAUCCAGAUCCUACGUCAUAUAGAGCAACGCAUCCACACGAGGUGCCGGCUUCAGACUUUAUGCCUUCCUCUUUAGGGCCAGUGGAUGACCCGAGGUACCAUCCACACAGAGUUCGACCUCUACAAAUCACCGCUCAUGGUCAUGAUUACCACCCAGAGUAUGCCGGAAUGCAACCACGAGUAGAGGACGAAGACGAUGACGGACCACCCCCUCCUCCACCAGCACACCGGUCACGAAGGCCGCACUCACAGCUGCCCACCCCGAAAACAUCGCCCCGCCCCUACUCAUAUUACACACCCCAAUCUACUCGAUCCUCAGUCCCCCAUCUGCCAUCAACCAUUUCUACCCCGUCCCACCGCGAUCGCUACCAGGAGUCUUCUUCAAUGGGGAACUCCCCAGCAAUGCCCGCUAGUCUCGUCGCAGGUUAUGAAGCGGAAGACUCAUCUGAGAGAGUAGCACUUGAGCGAUCAGUCCACAGACGCAGCACCCACUGGGAUGAUGAAAUGAUGAUUUCCCAGUCUCCUGCGCCAGUUCCUGUAUCAGCACCCGUCCACUACGAUGCUCCUGUCUACCCUCUGCGAACAUCGCCCCGACCUAUUGAACAAAGGCCCACUUCUAGCAGAGGUGGAUCUGUCAGUCCUGAUGUGCGGGCUGUGACCCGGAAGUCAGUCAGUCCACGGCCCUCUUCUUCAGAUGUCCGUGGUGGCUCUUCAAUCCCUUUCUCUCCCGACUCGUACAUCUCUCUAAACCCAAAUGCUUCUCAGAAUCCCGGCCGAGAUCCUUCACCGGCGUACGACUCGCCUGCGCAAGCUAGAGAUGCCGUGAUUCGUGGGAAGACUGAACCCCAUCGAGACUUGGAUCACCCAAUCAUCGGGGAUGAUGGUCGUGAGAUUGACCCCUCUGACCAUCUUCCCACCGAUACAUGGGCGCCUGAACCAGAAAGGAAGAACCGCAAGCCCGAGGUUAUCAUCCGCUUCAAACACUCGCCUCGGCCAACCUCUAGAGGCAACGACACUCCCUCGUCACGCAGCACAGGCCCGCCACGCGUUGGAUUUAGAACAGAGACUACCACGUAUCCGUCAGAUCGCCCAGUCCAGUACACACCCACCCAUGUGCACGUCAGUCCGGGGGCAAUGGUUCGAACCCCACCUCGGCCGGACUACGCGCGUGAGCGCUCUGAUAGCUAUGCACAAAGUCGGGCCUACAGCACGCCCACUUCGGUUGAGCGACCCCGCUCUUCUCGAGGCUCUGUCUCGCCAUCUCCGGGGUCUCGUUCGCCACUAUAUGACUACAACCCAGGUCCCCCGAUUCCAAACAAGGUGCCAAUCACCGGAGGAAGUCCAAGCUACCCCGUCAUGUCUGGCAAUACAAAUGCAAAUGGCCGCAUGGAUGCCCUGAGUCGAGAGCUGAGUACGAUUGACAUUGGAUCUACGGCGUGCAGCCCUGGCCGGGGGGCCGUUCGAAAGUACGUACCAAGACAACCAGCGUCGAUGGGCUACGCUAGGUAA